Epinephelus lanceolatus (giant grouper) is the source of this 1472-nucleotide messenger RNA. It is a transcript of the gene ercc1, whose product is annotated as excision repair cross-complementation group 1. Gene Ontology annotation, molecular function: single-stranded DNA binding; damaged DNA binding. NCBI's taxonomy places the organism in Eukaryota, Metazoa, Chordata, Actinopteri, Perciformes, Serranidae. The record is from RefSeq and is a predicted model, not a curated record. Gene Ontology annotation, biological process: mitotic recombination; UV-damage excision repair. Gene Ontology annotation, cellular component: ERCC4-ERCC1 complex; nucleotide-excision repair factor 1 complex; nucleus.
GACCGGAAGUCGCUACUGUAGCUCGCGCUACUGACUAACGUUACCCAAAGUCUCACUUUUCAGUGGCAUGUGUUCACUUGGAAAGUCUUCAUUAGCUUAAAGCCAUGAAGAAGAGGUUUAAUAUCAAUCUGGACGACUCCGCUUUCACCAAAGAGCGAGCACCGCCAAAACCGCAGUUUCAACCUUCAUUCAAAGCUGGACAGAGCACAUCUGCCUCAACUUCAUCACCAGUAAAGCCUGCCCCUGAGCCCGCUCACCAGCCAUUUUCAUAUGCAGAAUAUAUUGUCCAGAGUAAAAGCAAUGUGGCUGCUCCUGCUAAGAGAGACGGUCCCCCUAAAUCACUCAGGACUGAAGAUGUUGGUGUGAACAAUCUGAAGCAAAGUGGGGCAGAGUCAGUGUCGUCUGCCCCAGGAGGGUGUGAGACAGUUCAGGACUGUGCUAAAGGGACUGAAGGUGGAUCUGAAGAUGUAAAGAAGAGCGAGGGGACAGUUGCUGCUACAGACCAAAAAGAAGGGAACUGUCAAAGGUCAGAUCCAAGCCUGGGUCCAAAACCAGUGGGGUCCGGGAUCAGUAUCAUUGUCAGUCCUCGACAGAGGGGAAAUCCUAUCCUGAAGUAUGUGAGGAGUGUCCCUUGGGAGUUCGGAGAAGUUGUACCAGACUAUGUCUUGGGCCAGACAACUUGUGCGCUCUUCCUCAGUCUGAGGUAUCACAAUCUCAAUCCAAACUAUAUCCAUGAACGUCUGAAGCAGCUUGGACAGACUUUCACCCUGCGAGUGUUGCUGGUACAAGUAGAUGUGAAAGAUCCUCAUCAUGCAUUGAAGGAGCUGGCUCGCAUCUGCAUCAUGGCUGACUGCACUCUCAUCUUGGCUUGGAGUCCAGAGGAAGCCGGGCGUUACCUGGAGACAUAUAAGUCAUAUGAAAAGAAACCAGCAGAUGCACUGAAGGAGCAGGUUGAAAAGAACUAUCUGUCAAAGGUUACAGAUUGUCUGACCACUGUGAAGUCUAUAAACAAGACCGAUGCCAUGACCUUACUGUCAACUUUCUCAUCUGUGGAUGGAAUCAUCAAUGCCUCUAAGGAAGACUUGGUCCUCUGUCCAGGCCUUGGUCCACAAAAAGCACGGCGACUCUAUGAUGUGCUGCAUAAGCCCUUCCUCAAGUCCAAGACAAAAGACAGCUGAAACGUCUUACCAUGGAUGUGUGACAUGCUCCUGAAAAGAAGUUGGUGGUCGUAUUGAACAACAUGCGACACACUCACACACGUCAGAGGACUGAAUUACAUACUACAAACACUUGAUUUACUGGAGUGAAGAAAGAAAUGCUGACUGCCCUGAGAUUGUGUAUCAGCCAGGGGUGAUGUUUUAAGACUUUAAUGUGAACAGUUUAGCUGCACAUUAAUUCUGUGCUUUAAGUUAUGAUUAAGUUUGAUGUAUUCUUUUUUUAAAAAAUGUAAAUAAAUGCUAUUUUGUAAUAUU